CAGAAGAGGACGUGACGCAGGAACCCGAACCUCCUCCACUUGUGGACGAAUGUCCGGACUUUAUUCGGAAAGUAAAGUUCGAGUCCUGGAAGUUGCUGGUUCCUUACUGGCACAUGAGCGAUUUCUACCGGGAACGAAUCUUCGGGGCCAUCAAGCCGGACGAGGAUCCUGAACCGAUACUGUCCGACUCGUCUCCUGCUGGAGAAGCGUUGGAAAAUGGCAAUAAUCCUGGACGAAGCCGGGCAGCAAGAACAUUGCAGUCACCCACAGCCCCCUCUUCCGUGGCAGUGGACCCGGGCAAGGUCCCCGAGAGUAUCGAGGAGAAGGUGGCCUACGCGCUGCACCUGCAGCAAAUUGCGGAGUCGAGCCAUUUCGGGCUGUCGCUUUUCAUGCUCGCGAAAAUCAUGUCUCAGGGCGAAAACUACAUCUGGCAAUUAUUACAGUGAAAAAUGCCCCCACCCCAGAAAUAAUUGGCAGCAUUUGUAUUGCAAACCUUUCCAAUGGAAACAUUCCCCUUCUUGUAUAUAUCAGCAUCACAAAUUUCAAUUUGCCAUGCUGAAUAGCGCAAAUUUGUGUUGCAAAGGAGCCCAACAGCAGCCGUUUCUGUCAUGCAAAAGACGCCUUGCGCACCUAGAUUCUGCAUCAGAAAGCCUCGCAGUCCUUUCAUGCAAGACAAAAAGCAAUCAUCUGGAAACUUUGCAUGAGAAACUGUUGCAGCAUUCUGGGGUGGGGGCGUUUUUCAUUGUAGUAGCAAUUGUGGGGCACGGUGGCGCGGGCCAGUCUGGCGGUGACGAUGUACGGGACGGCUCCUCCUACUACUUAUCGAAAGAAAUAAAAACUGUUUCGCUGCAUCAAACUUUUAUUGCAUAGAAUGGAACACGACAGAAGCAUUUGUCUUGCGCCGCGUGUAAGACAUGGGGGAUCUAGCCGCGUUUCCCUUUCCCCUUGGGAGGCACGCAUGGCAAAGUUUUCAUCUUUGUCAUUGUCAUGUGUAAAACGAACUUGUGAUGCAGAACUUGCAAAAUGAAAAUCCAUGACGGUGAAACACUUUUUUCUCACGAUACAACCUCCGAUACAGCUACCAUUCCGGUUGACGAGAUGGAAGAACAGGGGAGUACUUCAAAUGUGGCCGCGAGCGCACCGUCGACAGAAAAUAAUCCGACCGCGUCGUUUACCCGCAACUGCGCCGUGAAAUUCCUGCUGCUGAUAAAUUUGCUGAUCGAGAAAAACUUUCGGGACCCGCGGGCUGAUUUGCAGACCAUGACCUACAUCAAUUGGUUUGACAUUUUCGUGGAAGAGUCGGGCACCGUGGUCAUGUCGAGUUAUAAGCACCCCG
Messenger RNA from Amoebophrya sp. A120, 1336 nucleotides. The record is from the annotation of a GenBank genome assembly. NCBI's taxonomy places the organism in Eukaryota, Dinophyceae, Syndiniales, Amoebophryaceae.